AUGAAGUUCAUCAUCGCAUCCGUUCUUCUCGCUGCCAGCUCCGCUCUUGCGGUCCCCCACGCAAGGCGUGCUAGCUCCAUUGCAAUCACCGACUUGACUGCCAGAGAUUCCGUUCUUGAUGGAAUCGUGAGCUUCACUCUCACCGACCCGAACUAUCCUGAUGAUACUCCAACUGACUGCUAUACAUUCUGGAACAAUGGAGAUGGACCGGAUCCAUCUGCCCGCUGCUACAACGAGGAAUACUAUAUCAGGUUUCCCGCUUGGGCUGAUGACUUCAACUCUUUCACUCUGGAAGUCGAGCGUGUGAAUGGCACCAUCGCCGAGGAUGGCACCGCUGUGCUGGACUCCAGCGCUACUGGAACAAACUGGAUCUGUGAGGAUGACCCAGAGUCUGGUGUUAAUAUCGAAUGUGCUUACAGCGGUACUCUUGAAAUCGCUGUUUGA
Penicillium malachiteum is the source of this 444-nucleotide messenger RNA. RefSeq lists its product as uncharacterized. The record is from RefSeq and is a predicted model, not a curated record. NCBI's taxonomy places the organism in Eukaryota, Fungi, Ascomycota, Eurotiomycetes, Eurotiales, Aspergillaceae. The coding region runs from base 1 to 444 and encodes 147 amino acids. The transcript has 2 exons.